UAUAUUGUUUACAAAUGCUGCUAAACAUGAACGAAUGCUCUGACUGAACUAUUUGGUGGUUGUAUAAAUGGUCAUUAUCAAACAAUGCGUGUGGACGUGCGCACCGAGGUGUACUUCUGUUCAGUGAACACUAGAGGGCGGCAAUGAGCUUAUGUACGACCGCAACCAAUGGACCUUCAAAAACUAUCGCAUUUUCUGCAUCGGACUGGGUAAAAAAAAAUACUGCAAACUGACUGCAUGUUAUGUUGACGUCCGCGGUGGAGAUCCUACAGCCUUUGACCGUGAUCGACUCCGAGGGGCUGCCUGAUUGGACAAAAGGAUAAUCCCAGGGCUAUAAACUACUGUCCUCCACACCGUCCUCUCAUCCACUAACAAUCUCCGGGCUCUGCACUAGUGCCGCAGCUCCUCGCCGGAGUCAUACCUGGAUGACCGGGGACGGGCCCGCCUGGAGAAAUGUAUUUAUGAUGCAUUGGAUUUCUGAGCGGUAUUAUUAGCAGGCGUCAGAUCCCAAACUUUGCUGCGGUGGUGGAACACCGCAGGCUGCAGGACUCGGAACCGGUGUUCCGCACAACAGACGCAGUGGUUUGGAUGGUGGAGGUGCAGACGGGAUCGCUCGCUUUCUCCAUGAACUAGAAUCACAUGUCAUUGAGGGGGUCAGUACUAGCAAACUUCUCUCAAGGAUAGCCAGCGUCUUUCUCUCUGCCCCAGUUUGGGGAGACUGAGGAAGUCAUAGCCUAACAUGUCUACGAUUCGAAGGAAGUUUGCCGAGGACUACCGGUUGGUCCACACCGACCAGGGGGUCCAUACCGACCAGGUGGUCCAAACCGACCAGGGCGCCCCUCUCUCCAAGCCCGCCAGGCGGAAGAGGCAGCGGCUCGUGGAGAAGAACGGCCGCUGCAACGUGCAAAACGGUAACCUGGGAGGGGAGAGCGGCCGCUAUAUCUCCGACCUCUUCACCACCCUGGUGGACCUCAAGUGGCGCUGGAAUCUGCUAAUCUUCAUCCUGACCUACACGGUGGCCUGGCUGGUCAUGGCCUCCAUGUGGUGGGUCAUUGCCCUCAUCCGCGGCGACCUCCGGCCGGGCGGCCACGAUGCGUCCCACACGCCGUGCGUCGCCAACGUGUACAACUUCCCGUCCGCCUUCCUGUUCUUCAUCGAGACCGAGGCCACCAUCGGCUACGGCUACCGGUACAUCACCGAGAAGUGCCCCGAGGGCAUCGUCCUGUUCCUCUUCCAGUCGCUGCUGGGCUCCGUGGUGGACGCCUUCCUCAUCGGCUGCAUGUUCAUCAAGAUGUCGCAGCCCAAUAAGCGCGCCGAGACGCUGAUGUUCAGCCGCACCGCCGUGCUCUCCCGGCGGGACGGUCGGCUGUGCCUCAUGUUCCGGGUGGGGAACCUCAGGGACAGCCACAUGGUGUCAGCACAGAUCCGCUGCAAACUUAUCAAGUCAAGGCAGACCUCUGAGGGGGAAUUCCUGCCCCUUGACCAGUGUGAGCUGGACGUGGGCUUCGGCACGGGGGCGGACCAGCUCUUCCUGGUGUCCCCGCUCACCAUCUGCCACCAGAUCACCAGCCGGAGCCCCUUCUUCGAGCUGUCGCAGCGCUCCCUCCGAAGCGAGCAGUUUGAGAUCGUGGUCAUCCUGGAGGGCAUCGUGGAGACCACCGGGAUGACAUGCCAGGCCCGGACAUCCUAUACCGAGGAUGAGGUACUCUGGGGGCAUCGCUUCCUCCCAGUCAUGUCCCUGGAGGAUGGCUUCUUCCGGGUGGACUACUCCCAGUUCCACAACAACUUUGAGGUCCCCACACCCCCGCACAGUGUCAAGGAGCAGGAGGAGAAGCCGCCCCUCACCUCACCCGGAACUGUGCUGGCCGUGGACACCUCAAGCUCCAACUCCCGGUCCCUGAGGGGAGGAGGGGGAGGCUGCGAGGUGCGAGGUGGGAAUCGCCGGGAGAGGCAGAUGUCAGUGGACUGUGCGAACUUCAUUGAGGACCAGGCCACCUUCACCACCUCUACCACCUCCUCCUCCUCCUCCUCAAACAGGCUGCCCAGCAAGUUCCAGCGCAUGAGCUCCACCAAGGAGGAGCAACUAUGGCGGGGGCCCAAGGCCGGCCUGUUGCUGCCCGGGGUGAAGGCCUCCAGCCUGGGGGACCUGCCGCUGAGGAUCCAGAGGCUGCGGUCAUGUUCCACGCCCAUCCACUGGCUGCCGGAGGAGAAGCUGCAGCUUCUGGCGCUGGACAGGGAGUCAGGGGAGGGGGAGGAGGAGGUGGAGAGGCAGACGCUACCCCCUCCGGAGCAGGUCCCCGACACUCUGCCUGCUAAGCUCCGCAGGAUGAACCGUUGACUUCUAGCAGGUAUCAAGAAAACCUGGGGUCUGUUUGAUUGUAUUUUUAUCAGGAAUAAAGGGCAUUAUAGGGGGUCUGUUGAUCGUUGCCAUGAAGAGCAGGACAAAGGUCUACAAGCUAUUCAAACUCUCUCUGUACAUAGAAUGUAUGUGGCCCUUUGCAACGUCACAUAAUAGUUUUCAAUACACUAUUACAAGAACCCUCCCUGCAUAAUCAAAACACAAGCCACAUUUUAAAGUUUGAUUUUACUGUCUUGUUAUCUAAGGUGACUUUUGCUCUGG
This is a messenger RNA of Gadus morhua (Atlantic cod), 2620 nucleotides long. Its product is annotated as G protein-activated inward rectifier potassium channel 1-like. Gene Ontology annotation, biological process: regulation of monoatomic ion transmembrane transport; potassium ion import across plasma membrane. Bases 740 to 2338 code for a protein of 532 amino acids. Gene Ontology annotation, molecular function: G-protein activated inward rectifier potassium channel activity. The transcript has 3 exons. Lineage: Eukaryota; Metazoa; Chordata; Actinopteri; Gadiformes; Gadidae. Gene Ontology annotation, cellular component: plasma membrane. The record is from RefSeq and is a predicted model, not a curated record.